This is a messenger RNA of Rotaria sp. Silwood2, 3404 nucleotides long. NCBI's taxonomy places the organism in Eukaryota, Metazoa, Rotifera, Eurotatoria, Philodinida, Philodinidae. The record is from the annotation of a GenBank genome assembly.
AUGGAAGUUUAUUUCAUUAACAAUAUUAAUCAAUUGAAAUCAGCACAAGCAAUAACCAAAGAAAAUGACUUAUUUACUCGAAGAAAUUUACCUCAAACAAAAUUAUACAAUUGGAGAAAUGAAGAUGAUCAUCGAGUGAUCGAAGGCAUCCUACAUUAUCCACCUAACAUGUUUGAAUCUAAAAAUUUAUCUCUGUUAGUGCUUAUUCAUGGAGGUCCUUAUUUGGCUAGUCUAAAUAGACUUGAGCUCGUUUGGUAUAAUUGGGCUUCAUUGGCAGCUUCAGAAGAUAUUCUUUGUGCAGUUGAUCGAUUGAUUAAAGAUGGCAUUGUUGAUCCACACAGACUUGCAGUCGGUGGUUAUAGUUACGGUGGUUUCUUAACAAAUUGGUUAAUUACGCAGACUAGACGUUUUAAUGCUGCCAUGUCAGGCGCUGGCGUUGUUGAUUAUGCUUCAGCAUGGGGUAUGAUGGAUAUACCUAUACUGCUCAGCUACUUGGCUGGAGGAUUUCCAUGGGAAGCACCAAAUAUUUAUCAAAACGAAGCACCUAUUUAUCAAUUAGAUAGAAUACAUACACCUACACAUAUCAUCACUGGUGAAAAUGAUAAUCGAGUUCCUACAUCUCAAAGUUAUAUAUUAGAACGAGGACUUCAUUAUCUUGGUAUACCAGUUAAAUUAAUUAGUUUUCCAAAAGAAGGACACUCAAUGCCUGGUAAUCCUUGGUAUGGAAAAGUAAAAGUUCCAGAAGAAUUGAAAUGGUUACUAAAAUAUGGUAAUCAAUCACUGAACAACAAUGAGCUAUCUAGUAACAGUGAAAGACCAAAAUUCGCUUAUACUUUACAAUUGUAUAUGUUCUUGUUUUCGAUUGUCAAAAUAAAGAACACGUGACAUUCAUCGAUUUUGGGUGUAGAACGAUGCAGGUUCACACUUAAUUCAAUCACAUUGUGCUCAGAUUAUGUAGCAGGAUUACCAUUUCCUCAGAUGUGAAGUUCUUAUAUAGACAAAGAAACAAAUAUUCCUUGUUUUAAAAGAACAUCUUAUUAAGAUUCGUAAGGGUGUGGGUGUGGGUGUCAUGCAACAGAAGUAUUACACCCACAUCAUCACAGACAUACUGAAUAUCUUAAGUUUGAAUCAUAAGUUAUGCCGGUGAUUGAUCUAAAUCUCGAAAAACGAGAAUAUAGGAAAAAGUGUUCUUGAACGAUCUAAAUUUCAUCAUUGUGUGAAGAAAAGAAAACGCAAAUCGAAGAUUUAUUUGUUUCAAUCUACUUAAAAGGCAUCAUAACAUUAGAUAUUGUUUCUAAGUGAGUCGCACAUUUAACAAAUUUAUAAAUUCUUUUUUUCUAACGAAAACCUUCAUAAAUAUCAUGAUAUUCAUGUUGAAUACGACCUCAAAUAAUUUACGAAGUAAAUUCAUCAAAAGAACAAAAAUUAAUCUGUAUAGUGAUCCUGAGAAUUGUGAAAUUAAAACGCACUGUCUAUUUUUUUUUUGAUUGACAUGUGUUAUACAGAAUAAAUUAGAAAAGGUUAAAAAAAGAAACAUCAGAACAAAAACUAUCGAAUGAUGAAAACAUCAAACGAUAGUUAUGUCGAAAAAAACUGUCGAGAAUGUUAGUAUAAGAUAGUUUAAUUUUUUUUAGAUAUAAAUAACUUCAACGAUGUUUUGAGAAGGAAGAAUUCUUUUUUAAAUUAUGCAAAAGUAGAACUCAUCGAAUCCGAAAAUUCCUGCACCCAUCUGAUUAAAAUUUCUUGGACUCGAUAGGCCCUGUAUAGAAGUGAUUUUGUAGAGAAUAGAGAAAAUAAAAAAUAGUGACAUUAAAGUAAAAAUGCAUGUUAGCUAUUAAGGUUCAUUUGUUUUGCUUCGCUAUUUUUAAUGACAAAGCAUCCAAUAAUUAAUUAAGAUCGAUUUCAUUAUUUGUAAAGCAUUCAUUUACAAUAUUAAUGCGUUGUUGUGUUGAGUUAAUCGAUGCCAUUUUUGACCGACCUCGAGCACCUGCAUCGCUUAGUAAUAAUAUGUGUCUGGAUUGAGCUUCUUCAUCUUGACGACACAACCUAAUUGUAAAUUGCCUAUUUACGCUCUCUUCAGACUUGUUUACGUUCGAUAUUUCUUCUUUCGAUGUUAUUUUUUCGAUCUUUUUUAUGAUCGACAUUUUUUUUUAUUUCUGACUUUCCUAUAUAUACGGUUAUAAAGAAUGCAAAAAAUUUCAUUCGUAAACAUUUUCAUAUUAAAUACUUUCUUUUCAUCAUGAAAAGAAAGUUAAAAUUAUUCGUCUUCUUAUUUUGUUUUAUUUUGCGCGUGUCAAGUGCACAAAAUCAUAUUUGAUAUUGAUAGAGCUCACUGAAAUUUAAUUAAAAAUAGUGGCUCUCAUUGAAAAAAUGAGAUACUAUUUGUGAUCGAAAGAAAAUUAUUAAUCGAUUUCAUCUACCACAUGUUGUUCUUCGUUGAAUUCUGUAAUGACUGAUUUGAUAUUCCAUUGAAAGUUUUUAUUUCGAUGAGAAGAAGUCUCAAUCUAAUAAAUAAAAUAGAAAUGCAAAUGUACAUUACUAUAUCGGGCGUAAAUUCUGAUAUAAUUCUUUAUUGUAUAGAAGUUCGACAUAAAAGAUAUUCGAGCGUUUUCAAACCUGAUUUUACAAGUUUUUUCUCGCUAUACUUUUCAUUUCAGUGAAAAAUUCGAAAAAAAAGAAUGGCGAGUAUCGAUUUGAUCGACAACCGUAGUCCCGAAGGACUAAAUGUGAUGCUUCUGUCUCAUAACAUUAAGUUGUGUUGUGUUUAGCCAUCUAUCGCGGCUCGUCAUUCUUCUAUAUGAAUUAUUUUCUAUUCAAAGUGCCACAAGUUACAGGUUCUGCAAUUCUCUUCUUUACUUGUCUAUGUGCCAACACUGAGUGUAGGUAUUGCGAAAGUACAGAAAUAUUCUUUGAUAAAAAUUUCUGCAGCAGCUAAAAUAACAUAGUCAUUAUACUAUCACGUAUGGGCUAGAAUUUUUGGUUAUCUCACUUUCGUUUUGACAAUAUCAAGAUGUUUCGUGCUACUAAGUUUGUUUUUUCGUCCUGAUUUCUUCGAAUAGUUCAAAAACCAACAUCAGUGGUUACAUAAUUUGACGUUGAAUACUGCUGCAUAGUGUGCAUCUCCCUUCAAAAGUUUGCGCUGAGGGUGUAGGUGUGUAAAACAAAGACUUCUGCAGACACCCACACCCACCAUACCGUUAUCCUCAUGGGUGCCUUCCAGCAAUCUUAGAAUCUCAUGUUUUACCACGAGAUAGCAUUGUUCUAGUGAAAGUUUCUAUGACAUGAUUCUUGGUAUCCUCAUUAAAAGAUUGUUAUUUGAAGUCAUUGGGUUUCUGUUGUGGAAGAGUAAUGUCUCAAAAACCUGCAUUAAUAAAAUAUCAAUCUCCUGUACUGAAUCUAGAAAC